This is a messenger RNA of Brachypodium distachyon (stiff brome), 3273 nucleotides long. Its product is annotated as probable LRR receptor-like serine/threonine-protein kinase At1g56130. Gene Ontology annotation, molecular function: ATP binding; protein binding; protein kinase activity. Lineage: Eukaryota; Viridiplantae; Streptophyta; Magnoliopsida; Poales; Poaceae. Gene Ontology annotation, biological process: protein phosphorylation. Bases 98 to 3118 code for a protein of 1006 amino acids. The transcript is spliced from 23 exons. The record is from RefSeq and is a predicted model, not a curated record.
AAGUCUUCUGCCACCAAAUAGCGAUAGCAUUCUAGGCACCCUCUACCAUUAAUCUCAAUCUCAAUCUCAGGGAGGGAGAGAAACAGAGCAGCUAGCGAUGCGGCCAAGACAUGGAGGUUUGGCGUUGGUUUGGCCUUGUGGUUGCUUGAGCGGCCUUGUGCUGCUGCUCUUCGCGCUGUCUGCUCGAGCUCAGCGGCAAGCAGAGACGGAUCCAUCCGAAGUGGCCGCGCUCAACGCCAUCUUCCGGCGGUGGGGCCUGCGCGCGCCGCUGUCGCCGCCCUUGUGGAACAUCAGUGGCGAGCUCUGCAGCGGCGCCGCCGUCGAUGACACCGAGUUGGAUACCGCCGUCGACUUCAAUCCGGGCAUCAAGUGCGACUGCUCCUACAACGUCAGCACCGUCUGCCACAUCACAAGACUGAAAGUGAAUUUAGUGCAAAAUUACUUAACUGGAUCUUUACCAGCAUUCAUUGGAAAGCUGACUCGGUUGAAGUACCUAGCUCUGGGAAUCAAUGCAUUAACUGGAGUUGUACCUAGGGAGCUCGGUAACCUCAAGAAUCUCAUAGCACUGGGCAUCAGCACCAACAAGUUCGUCGGCCCACUUCCUGAAGUAGUAGAAAACUUGACCCAACUUGAGCAACUGUAUAUUGAUAGUUGUGGUUUAAGUGGAGAGCUACCACCUAACUUUUCAAAACUUAAGAACCUGAAAAUACUAUGGGCAUCAGAUAACGAGUUUACUGGGAAGAUACCUGAUUACAUUGGAACUUUAUCAAAUUUGAUAGAACUGAGACUCCAAGGAAAUUACUUUGAUGGUCCCAUUCCUGCAAGUUUUUCUAAUCUACUCAAGUUAACAAGUUUAGUCCUGAGAAACUCCAGGAUAUCUGACAACCUUACUUCAGUGGACUUCUCGAAAUUUGCACAACUUAAUUAUCUGAACUUAAGUUUUAACAGCAUCACAGGCGAAGUUUCUUCAAUUCUUCUGAACCUGAGUUCUCUCACAUUUCUGUUCAUCGAGACCAGUUUUCUUGGGAGCAAUAACCUCUCUGGGAGCCUACCGGAUACAAAAAGCCCUUCACUUCGUACCAUAGACCUUUCAUACAAUAUGCUCUCUGGAAGAUUUCCAUCGUGGGUGAACACAAACAAUUCAAAAGUGAAUUUGGUGUGGAACAACUUCAUAAUAGAUAGCUCCAACAGCAGUAUUUUGCCUCCAGGACUAAAUUGCCUUCAGCGUGAUACUCCAUGUCUUAGUGGCUCUCCAUCUUAUUCCUCCUUCGCGGUAGACUCUGGUGGUGAGACACCCAUCAGAGCCGCAGACAACUCCAUUUACGAUCCUGAUGAUGCCAGUCUUCAGGGUGCAUCAUACUACGUUAUGAACUCAUCUAGAUGGGGUGUUAGCAACACUGGGAAAUUCAUUGAUACCAAUGAUGCGACUUACAUAAUAGACACUUCGAACCGGUUUACCAACACACUUGAUUCUGAACUAUUUCAGACAGCUAGAAUGUCACCCUCUUCAUUGAGAUACUACGGCAUUGGGCUUAAGAAUGGCAAUUACAAUGUUUUACUUCAAUUUUCUGAGAUCUUUUUCCCAGAUGAUCAGACAUGGAGAAGUGUGGGGAAGAGGAUUUUCAAUAUAUACAUUCAGGGAGAACUUAAAGAAAAGGAUUUUGAUAUAAAGAAACAAGCAAAUGGAAAAUCUUACACUGUUGUUCCGAAGUUAUAUAUUGUUCAAAUUACGAAUAAUUUCAUUGAGAUUCGUCUCUUUUGGGCUGGAAAGGGCACCUGUUGUGUUCCUAAGCAGGGGCACUACGGGCCAGCUAUCUCAGCAUUAAGUGUAUCUUCUUAUGGUAGCAAUAAUGAAGGGGAUCCUGGUCCACAGAAAAACAGCACAGCCAGUAAAACAGGUUUGGUUGUUGGAGUUGGAGUUUGUGUUGCAGUUUUAGGCCUUCUGGCACUCGUGGGGACUUUUGCCUGGAGACAGAAAAGGAGGAGGUUAGAGGUGGAAAUGGAAGAGCUGUUCAGUAUAGUUGGGCGGCCUAACGUCUUCAGUUAUGGUGAAAUAAAAUCAGCUACCGGAAAUUUUAGUCCUAGUAACAUUCUCGGAAAAGGGGGAUAUGGACUUGUUUACAUGGGUGAGCUACAUGAUGGGAGAAUGGUAGCUGUAAAACAGCUGUCUCCUACAUCUCAUCAAGGGAAAAAGGAGUUCAUGACAGAAAUUGCCACCAUAUCUGCAGUUCAGCACCGAAACCUUGUGAAGUUGCACGGUUGUUGCAUUGGCAGUAAGGCACCACUUUUGGUGUACGAGUACCUGGAAAAUGGGAGCCUCGAUCGAGCAAUCUUCGGCAAGACGGAACUGAACCUCGACUGGAGAACACGUUUUGAGAUAUGUGUAGGCAUUGCAAGGGGUCUAGCAUAUCUCCAUGAGGAGUCCAGCAUGCGUAUAGUGCACAGGGACAUCAAAGCCAGCAAUGUGUUGUUGGAUGCUGAUCUCAACCCUAAGAUCUCUGACUUCGGGCUGGCUAGGCAUUACAAGGACAGCAUGACUCAUGUUAGCACAGGAGUUGCUGGCACACUUGGUUAUCUCGCGCCUGAGUAUGCCAUGAUGGGCCACCUGACAGAAAAGGCUGAUGUUUUCGCAUUUGGCAUCGUGGUGUUGGAGAUCAUUGCUGGACGGCUGAAUUUCGAUGACAGUCUUGAGGAAGAUGAGAAAUAUCUUCUUGGAUGGGUCUGGCGUCUACACGAGAGCAAACAGACACUUGAACUGCUAGAUGCUAGACUUGCAGAAUUUGAUGAGCAAGAGGCAGCGCGAGUUAUCAAUGUUGCUCUUCUUUGCACGAUGGGCAUGCCACAGCAACGCCCGCAGAUGUCGAAGGUCGUGUCCAUGCUCACAGAAGAUAUCGAGAUGACCGACGUGGAUACAGCUAUGAGGCCUAGAUACGUCCCUGAUUGGCAGCUCAAGAUCUCGAGCACUGGCUACUCUUCUUCCGGGUAUUCAGUUCAACAGUCUUCAGGAAGCCGAGUCAGUGCACCUUCGAGCUCAAGCAACAAGCCCGGGCUCCACAGGGACACCUCCCCGCUGGCUCUGUCGGCUUGUUCUAGCGGUGAGAUCGGUGGGGCGAGGUGAAUGCUUGUGCCCUGCUGAUUCUGGUUUGAGAUCACAACCCGGAUCCUGUACUUCUGAACAUCGUUCCUCAUUUCGUUGUGAUAACUGGAAUGGAUGUACUCAUAUUUUAUUAAUUUUUCUGCUCAGUUGAAAAAGACUGGUGUGUUUUUCUUUCA